UUUGUAUUAGCUGCGUUUUUCAAGGUGAUAUGAAAUAAGUAGUUACAAAAAAUAAGAGCACAACGAAAAAUCACUGUUUUUGUCAAUGUCACGUUAACGUGAAAAAAGUAUAACAUAAUUUUCGUGAAUCUGCUCCACAGACAUGGAUAAGCUUUUUAAAGAAUGCGAAAAUAUGUUUAUGCCUGAGCCACUCGUGGAUGGACGGCUGAACGUAGGUCCCGUUGAGCAGAUCAAAUUUGGACCCUCUGAUAGUGACAGGGGGAGGGACACCAAUGUUUACGAACAGGAUUAUGUUAGAAAUGAAAUGAAAAAGUAUGCCAAUUAUCAGGCCAUGCCGAUGAAUGAGAAUGAUAGACUGUCUAUUGUCGAUUCAAUAGGGACAGCACAGCAAAGUGCCAACGAUACUUAUUAUCAGCAUAAUUACAAGUUUAGGACAAACUCCUUGCCAAUUGAUUUCUUUAAGGAAAAGAUAAUCAACACAGUCGAAAGUUCAGAUGUUGUGAUUAUUCGUGGUGACACUGGCUGCGGCAAAACGACCCAAGUGCCACAAUUUAUCCUGGAUGAUGCCAAAGAAAACGACCAAUGGUGCAACAUUGCCGUAACGCAGCCCAGGAAAAUUGCAGCCAUUAAUAUUGCACAGAGGGUUUCUGAAGAAAGGGGUUGGCCACUCGGUUCUGUUGUUGGUUACCAGGUCGGAUUGGAAAAAAUGGUGAACGCCAACACCCUCGUGACAUACAUGACGACCGGCGUGCUGCUGCAAAAGCUGAUCAAAACCAAAAACCUGCACUCCUACACCCACAUCAUAAUCGACGAGAUCCACGAGAGGACCGAAGAGUUGGAUUUGCUGUUGAUCGUGGUCAGAAAGUUCCUGUUCACCAACUCGCCGCACACGAAGGUCAUACUAAUGUCGGCGACCAUAGAGGCCGAACACUUCACCCGCUACUUCGCCUUCAACAGCAACCUGAACCGGGACGGCUUCGCCCCCGUCGUCAACAUCACCAAAAAGAGCGAGUUCACCAAACAGAUAUUCUACGUGGAUCAAAUCGCGAUUGUCAAAAAGGUUCAUCAAUUCGACAUAGACAAGCCGGAAAUAAACGAGAUGUGGAACAUGUUCACGUUCUUGCUGACGGCCUUCGACAAACUGGACGACGAUCCGAACGACAGGGAUGUGGGAAACGUGUUGGUGUUCCUGCCCGGUUUGAACGAAAUCGAGGAGGCCAUGAGGCGUAUGUCGCAGGUGGAUCGAAGCACAGAAGCCGUCAAAUGGGAAGCGAUACCCCUUCAUUCGUCUCUUCCGAACGAUGAACAGGCGAAGGUGUUCAAAACACCAAAGCCGCACCACAGGAAGGUAAUCCUGUCAACAAACAUUGCUGAGAGUUCUAUCACAGUUUCCGAUAUUAAGUUUGUUAUUGAUUUUUGUUUGACGAAAAACUUGGUGGUGGAUCCUAUGUCGAAGUUCUCCAGCUUACAACUAGAAUGGGCUUCUCAUGUGAACUGCGAACAAAGAGCUGGCAGAGUUGGUAGGGUUAGCAAUGGCAGGAUUUACAGAUUGGUCAGUCGGGAAUUUUACGAGAGAUAUAUGCCGGCCACACCUACGCCGGAAAUAUUACGUGCCCCCCUCGAGAACAUAGUCCUCAAGGCGAAGGAACUGGACAUGCACGACACUCCAAGCCAAAUCCUGGCGUUGGCUAUGAACCCGCCUAACUUGCGGAACAUCGAAAACACCAUUUGGAAUUUAAAGGAAGUGGGCGGACUACUUCAGACCUGCCGGGGCGUCAGGACGAACGCAGACGGCGAUUUGACCUUCAUGGGAUCCGUGAUGGCCGGUCUUCCUUUGGACGUACACCUGUCGAAGCUCAUUCUGUUGGGCCACAUGUUUAGCUGCUUGGAAGAGGCCAUCAUCAUCGCUGCCGGCCUCUCCAUCCCCAACAUCUUCGUCAUACCGUUCCAGGACCGUUUCCUGUUUUACCAGAAACUGUUGAUGUGGUCCGACGGCUGCAACAGCGAUCAGGUCACCCUGUUGAAUCUGCACAAUGUGUGGUCGACGAUGAAACGGGAGAAGAGAUUUAAAACUGUACGUGAGGAAGCCGCGUGGUGCAGACAUAACUUCGUCAGCUUUAAAGGUAUGAAGGAAUGGACGACGUUGAUAUCCGAAAUCAAAAUACGUCUUGGCCAGUAUCAUAUUCGUGAAAGUCACGGCAAGUAUAGGGUGGAAUUAGGAGCUUUGGAAAAACCGACCAUACUUAAGGUGAUAAUGUGCGGCGCAUUUUAUCCUAAUUAUUUCCUCAAAAAGGAGAUGCUUGAUGAGAGGGAAGCCGUUCGUGCCGUGUGUGGUAAGGACCCAACUAGGACUGUUUAUUUUCAAGGCUUCGACAACAGACAACCCGGCCAGUUAUACGUGAAGCAAAUCAAAAAAUGGUUCUCACCCAACGAUCAGAUGCAGCAAUCCAUAAACGUUAUAUUCGAUAACAGUUACAAAAUCUACGUUGAAUUUAAACGUAAAACCACCGAUCAAGUGACACUGGACUUGAACGGUCGCAAAACCGUCACCGAUCUUGUGAGCAAGAUUCCCAUAGAAAUGUACGAGUGCAUCAGAAAGAGGCAGCUGAAGUAUCCCUUCAAGUUGCAUCUGUAUUCACUUUCAGAUGCUUUAGAGUUCGCCGAAAAGUUCUGCCUGAACUCAUCGAUGAAUGUUGAAGUGCCGACUUCAAAUCCCAAUCUUACGUACGAUCCAAUACCCACUCUGGACGUGGAAAUGAUUCAGUUUACCAUAACUUACGGAAAUGAUGCUGGUCAUUUUUUUGUCCAGCUCACUGACGAUGAAACGCAACGGCUUUCGGCGGCCAUUGAAAGGGAAUUGAACAGUCAUGUAUUGCAUCCGGCUAUUGAUACUCUGAGGGACCCCAAAAAAUUUAAGUUUGAUGAUGUGUAUGCAGCGAGGUGGAAUGUGGACAACAAGUUUUAUAGGUGCAAAGUUGCGACCGUCCUUGGAAAACAUGCACGAGUUCUAUUCAUAGACUUUGGCAACACACAAGAUGUGUUACUGUCGGAAAUUUACAACCUGCCCGCCAUCCCCUUAGUUAACACCCCGCCGCUGAUGUUGGAAUGCGUACUCGCCGGCGUCAAGCCGUGCCCCAACCAUUCGCAGAACGGCAAAUGGAGCAACGAGGCCAACCAGUACGUCUUCAAGAAGACCAGCAACGUGGUGCUGUACGGCGAGGUGUACUCGGUCGUCGACGACGUCGUCCAUCUCAACGUCUACUACGGCAGGACCGACCGCGGGGCCUGUCUGAACCGCGAGCUGAUCGAAAUGGGCUACGGCAUCGAGGUGAAGGAGUCCUACCUGUCCCAGGAGGACCACAAAAUGCGGCAGGCGGUCAAGGCGUCCAACGAUCCGGCACCGUUCCUGCAGAUCGAGAGGAUGAAGAAGCGACCGGAGGUGGAGGCGCCGGCCGACCUGCGCCGCUACGAGAGGACCAUAGACUUGAAGGGUCCGUUCAGCCCGCUGGAGAUGAGGGUUGGCAGCACCUUGGUGGGGGCACGCGCCCAACGCGUCGACAUGGAGGGCCAGUCGGUCAACGCCGUGCUCUUAGACUCGGAGGCGGACGAUCCUCAUUCGAUCUUGUUGGUGGCCAACAAGGUGAUGCAGUCGGCCAAUGGGGGACUGCGCCUGCGCGAGUCCACGCUCAUGCCUCGCAUACCCGGACUGCCGGCGCUGAUGGCGAUGCUCUUCUGUCCGCAGAUGGAGCCGAAGCUGACCUCGGACGGUACUCGAGUGGCGUCGAUUUUGUGCGGUAUGGGAUGCAGGGAACCGGACCAUGUGCCCAUGCAUCCAGCUCACGAUAUGGUCAUCCAAUUGGACACAGUUCUAUUAGCAGAGGAAAUCGAUUUGAUUAACAACGUGCGAUACUUGAUGAAUUAUUGUAUCAAAGUGAUGGACAGUAAUUAUUUUGGCGAAGAUAAUUCCAAUAAACAGCUCCUUUUUGACAACCAGAAAAAAAUCAUAGAUGCAUUGUUCAGAUGCCUUUACCACAAACGCAAAUCCAUGGAAAAAGUGUACGCAAAAUACGCAUCGGAGUGGAAUAAAUCCGAAGUAGAUGCCUGCGUCCUCGAAACGAACAUGGUCCAAGACCCGGAGGAUAUUUGGCCGCUUCUGAAGUUUUUGGAACUGAAGACCUUGCCCGAAGGAGCCGACCUAAUCCUCAACAAUCUGGACGAAUUAUUCGAAAUAGCAAGAAGCGAGGGACCCCCGAAGUCCGUCAUGUGUUUACUGUGCAACGAAAGACUGAUUGAUGCGUACGAUGUGCGAAAUCAUAUUGUUUCAAGCGGACAUAUUGCUAACAAAAGGAAGUUUGAUGAAAGUCUGCGGAAUUGGCAAGCCUGUGAAGGUUUAAAUUAACUAACAGAAUUGAUACAGCUUUCAAUUCUGAAGUUUUUAAUAUUUAACCACACUAUCUAGUUUUCAUGUUGGUCCUUGUCUAAUAUUUUUAUUUGACGUAUUACAUUUAUUUUAACUUUUAAUUGAAACUUGUUUUUGAUAAAGUGUUAUUAGAAUUAAUAAAAAGGAUCAUAUCUGAUUCUUAAUAAUCUGAAAACGUUAUUUAAAUUAGCAAGAAGCUGACUACUGUAAAACAUUUAUAAGUAACAAAAACUAAUUUGAAUUAGUCAAUUUUAUUUUAAUUAGAAUUAAAAUUAAUUGGUUUUAUAUUUGUUCUUGUCUAAUUUUGUAAUUAUUUGUUUUUCAACAAAAUUGAAUAAAUUUUAUUUUUGAUAAAACUAAUUUGUUUUACUUAUUUAUAAAUUAGUCACAAUAAAUGUGUAAUGGUUAAAUUUAAAGUUAGUUCUUGAUGUAUAUUUUUUGAACAUAUUAAACAGGACAAAAAUUAUUUGAAGGAAAAGUAUAAAACAAGAUUAUUAUACAAAGGGUUAAUGUUAAAUUAAACAACAUGGAUUUAAUCAUUAAUAAUAAGACUUCAAAGUUAAAAUAACUCCACAUCAAAUCAGAAAUAUAUGUACAAUUUUAUAUAAAACAAUAAUGGUAAAUUAAUAUUAUUUUAACAAAUCAUAUUAAAUAAAAUAUUUAAUAUUUUAGUAAACAUUAAUGUAUUGUUUAAUUAAUUAAAAGUAUAAAUGUAAAACAGUUGACUAGUUGAAGAAGAGAGAAAAGAAUAAUGAGAUAGAAUGUGGAGUGCAAUCAUGUAGGGGUUAGUGUCAUCCCCGUCUUUAAAGAUGGCCCUUAGCGUAAGUUAGAUUAUGUAAUUGUUUAUUUCCUAUUGUCAGUAUUUGUUAAUAAAGUAUUUGGUGUAUAUUUGGA
Aethina tumida (small hive beetle) is the source of this 5314-nucleotide messenger RNA. RefSeq names its product probable ATP-dependent RNA helicase spindle-E. Gene Ontology annotation, cellular component: intracellular anatomical structure. The transcript has 18 exons. The record is from RefSeq and is a predicted model, not a curated record. Gene Ontology annotation, molecular function: RNA binding; ATP binding. Lineage: Eukaryota; Metazoa; Arthropoda; Insecta; Coleoptera; Nitidulidae. Bases 143 to 4399 code for a protein of 1418 amino acids.